Pomacea canaliculata is the source of this 2330-nucleotide messenger RNA. Its product is annotated as sodium/glucose cotransporter 4-like. The record is from RefSeq and is a predicted model, not a curated record. Gene Ontology annotation, biological process: transmembrane transport. Lineage: Eukaryota; Metazoa; Mollusca; Gastropoda; Architaenioglossa; Ampullariidae. Gene Ontology annotation, molecular function: D-glucose:sodium symporter activity. Gene Ontology annotation, cellular component: plasma membrane.
AGGUGUUGACGGAUCCUGGCGGCGAUCGGCUUUCAGCUGCCGGAGGACGACUGUCCAAGAAGGUGCGAGUGCGCGCGGCGAAGACCUUCUGGAGUCCGUACAGCAAGCCAGGUACCUGUGAAGUUGGUCGUCUGCACAUUUCUACUGUUUCGGGUGAUGAUGGCCUCCAACUCCUCCACUGAUGGGCUGGGCACAGCUUUCUCCAAAGGUGGCGUUGGCACUGCCGAUCUCAUCGUCAUUGUUAUCUACCUCAUCCUUUGUAUGCUAACAGGACUGUGGGCAACAUGGAAGACACAGAGAGGGAGUGUCAGUGGCUACUUUCUCGCUGGGCGGGACAUUCUGUGGUUUGCAGUAGGAGCCUCUCUGUUCAGCAGCAACAUUGGCAGCGGCAGCUUCGUGGGUUUGGCGGGGACUGGGGCCGCCAGCGGCAUCGCUGUGGCCAGCUACGAACUGAAUGGCCUUUAUUGUCUUCUUCUUCUUGGGUGGAUCUUCGUUCCUGUCUACAUAGCCAGUGGAGUUUAUACCAUGCCGGAAUACCUGAUGAAGAGGUUUGGAGGUCAGAGGUUACAGGUUUACAUGGCAGUCUUGUCUCUGAUCAUUUAUGUCUUCACCAAGAUUUCAGCUGACAUCUACGCAGGGGCCAUUUUCAUCCAGCAGGCCUUAAAGUGGAACAUAUAUGUGCGAUUUGUCCUUCUGGCAAUCACGGCAGUGUACACCGUGUCUGGCGGUUUGAAGGCCGUGAUCUACACUGAUACUCUCCAGACAGUUAUAAUGGUGGCAGGAGCUAUAACUCUCAUGGUUCUCAUCUUUAGAGACACUGGCGGUUUGGGUGAGUUGCGGGAGAAGUACUUUCAUAGUAUACAAGUUGUGAUUCCUAACAGCACGUGCGGCUAUCCUAAUCCCAAUGCCUUCCACCUGCUACAACCUGCUGACUCCGACGAACUUCUGCCUGGCAACGUGAUUGGUAUAACCAUUCUCAGCAGCUGGUACUUCUGUAACGAUCAGGUACUCGUCCAGCGCACCCUGGCAGCAAAGAACAUGCAUCAUGUAAAAGGGGGCAGUAUUCUGGCGGCCUACCUGAAAGUGCUGCCGCUUUUCAUUAUUGUCUUUCCUGGAAUGAUUAGCAGAGUCCUCUUCCCAGACGAGGUGGGCUGCGUGGACCCGGAUCAGUGCAGGAUGGUCUGUGAAAACCCUGCAGGAUGCACCAACAUCGCCUAUCCAAAGCUGGUCAUCGAGCUGAUGCCCACAGGUCUCAAAGGUGUCAUGCUGGCAGCCAUGAUGGCGGCCCUGAUGUCCUCUCUGACGUCAGUCUUCAACAGCUCAGCGACCAUCUUCACCAUCGACAUCUGGAAGCGCUUCCGGGUCGCGGCCACAGAAACUGAAAUGCUUGUUGUGGGCAGAGUCUUCGUCCUGAUCCUCAUCGGCCUCAGCAUCGUCUGGGUUCCAGUGCUGCAAGCCUCACAAGGAGGACAGCUCUUCAACUACAUCCAGGCUGUAACUGGAUACUUUGCCCCUCCCAUCCUGGCUCUGUUUCUGUUAGCCAUUCUGUGGGAGAGAACAAACGAAAAGGGCGCCUUCUGGGGUCUGAUGGUGGGGCUGGUGAUAGGGAUCGUGCGGAUGGCUCUCGACUUUGGCUACGGGUCUCCCGACUGUGGCGAGGAGGACACGCGGCCGGUCAUCAUUGGUCGCCUCCACUUUCUUCACUUCACUAUCCUCCUCUUUGUCGUGUCUUUCGUGGCCACUGUGGUCAUCACUGUGCUGACCCCGCCCAUCAAGAAAUCACAUUUGAUCCGCUUGACCUGGUGGACACGCCACAGCGAGGAAGAACGAGAAGAGUUUCCCGAAGAAAAGGCCAGACACGAAAAGGUCAAGGCCAAGAUAGCAGCUAAGGUGGAUGAAGAGGAAUUUAAAGUUUCAGACACUAGAAUAUUGCCCGCAUGGCGGCGCUUCCUGUAUGCGUUCUGCGGCUACGAGCAGCCAAAAGACGUGGACAUGUCGCAGGAGGAAGAGAGUGCUCACAAGAAACUGCUGACGUCGGUGCGGGAAGACAGAAGGUGGAAAUGGUUCGUCAACAUAAAUGCCUUGAUACUGAUCACCUUCGGUGGUUUCUUAUGGGGAUUUUUCGGAUGAAAAAUUUACUGCUGGUCAACAAAGUCAUCUCUCCACUCGUCCAUCAUACUGUCCUGAGAUACGGGUGUGGGUGGAACACGAAGUGUGUUGAGGUUUGGAAGACGAGUAUCUUGCAGCUUGAUACGUUCGUGUUUGUGUAUAUACAAAGCUAUUUAAACGGAGUACUCUGUGUUCGAUGUGUAUUGAAGUUUUGUUUCAAA